AGUUUAGAUUCGCCAAAAACGGCCCCAAUACCCGAUUAUAUAAAAAAAAAAAAAAAAAAAAACACACCGGAAAUAUACAGAACUAACAGGAGUGAGUCAUCAUCUCAAACGAGAUUGAAUCUGCUGUGGAGUGAAUACAACAGUUAGGGUUUUGAUCUAAGAAAUGGCCUUCUGGUGGCCUUUGAUCGUAAUUGCUCUUGCUUGCCUUCUUUGUAAACUCCUUUUUAUGUUCAUUCCCUCUAAUGUCCCUUCCAUUGAUGUCGACGCCUCCGAUGUGUUAGACGAAGGAAAUCAAACCAAGGAAAACAGUUUCAUUUAUAUACCUUCUAGACGGCAAACUGAUAAAGUUCAGUGCUAUGAACCUGCAACAAUGAAGUACCUUGGUUACUUCCCUGCACUGAAAGCUGACGAGGUCAAGGAGAGGGUAUCUCAAUCUAGGAAGGCGCAGAAGAUAUGGGCAAAGAGUUCGUUUAAGCAAAGACGUCAGUUUCUUCGGAUACUUUUGAAGUAUAUUAUUGAACAUCAAGAGCUUAUAUGCGAAGUCUCUUCACGUGAUACUGGAAAGACACUGGUAGAUGCUUCUUUGGGAGAGAUAAUGACAACAUGUGAAAAGAUUACUUGGCUACUUGCAGAGGGUGAGCGAUGGCUAAGGCCUGAAUACCGAUCUUCGGGAAGAUCCAUGUUCCAUAAGACAUCCAAGGUUGAAUUUCAUCCCCUGGGUGUUGUUGGCGCUAUUGUAUCAUGGAACUACCCAUUCCAUAAUAUAUUUAAUCCAAUGCUAGCUGCUGUCUUUUCUGGGAAUAGCAUUGUUAUCAAGGUUUCAGAGCAUGCUAGUUGGUCCGGGUGUUUCUAUGUGCGCAUUAUUCAAACAGCUCUUGCAGCUGUAGGAGCCCCUGAGAAUCUGGUUGAAGUGAUAACUGGCUUUGCUGAGACUGGAGAAGCACUUGUGUCCUCUGUUGACAAAAUUAUAUUUGUUGGGUCCCCUGGAGUGGGUAAAAUGAUAAUGAGAACUGCUUCAGAGACGCUGAUUCCGGUCACACUUGAGCUUGGUGGAAAAGAUCCAUUUAUUGUGUGUGAAGAUGUGGAUGUGCCACAUGUUGCGCAAAUUGCUGUUAGAGCUGUUCUCCAGUCUAGUGGCCAAAACUGUGCUGGAGCAGAAAGAUUUUAUGUUCACAAGGACGUUUAUUCUUCCUUUAUUGCGGAAGUAGUUAAGAUCGUAAAAUCUGUUAGAGCUGGCCCUCCACUAGCUGGAAAGUAUGACAUGGGAGCCAUAUGUAUGCAAGAGCAUUCUGAAAGGCUUCAAAGUCUUGUGAAUGACGCCAUAGACAAAGGAGCUGAGGUUGUUUGUCGCGGAACUGUUGGCAAUAUAGGUGAAGGAGCUGUUGAUCAGUACUUUCCUCCUACUGUCAUUGUGAAUGUAAACCAUAAAAUGAAGCUGAUGCAGGAAGAGGCCUUUGGACCAAUUAUGCCAAUAAUGAAAUUCAGCACCGAUGAAGAAGUUGUCAGGCUCGCAAAUGACUCAAGAUAUGGCCUUGGCUGUGCUGUCUUCUCUGGCAGCAAGCACCGUGCAAAGCAAAUAGGUUCACAGCUGGAAUGUGGGGUUGUUGCGAUCAAUGAUUUCGCUUCAAAUUACAUGUGUCAGUCUCUGCCAUUUGGUGGUGUUAAAGAUAGUGGAUUUGGGAGGUUUGCUGGUAUUGAAGGGCUCAGAGCCUGCUGUCUUGUGAAAUCAGUUGUGGAAGAUAGAUGGUGGCCACUGAUCAAAACAAAGAUACCUAAGCCUAUUCAGUAUCCUGUUGCAGCAAAUGGUUUUGAGUUUCAAGAGUCACUUGUUGAAGCUUUGUACGGUUUGGAUGUUUGGGAUCGUCUACGUGCAGUGGUAAAGGUAUUGAAGAUCUUAACUGAUCAAAAUCAGCCGUCACCUUCCAACAAAAAGAGAAGAAAUGACUGAUGUUUUGUAUCGUAGAUUUGGUAAAAUAGAUUUGGUAAUAUGCAUCUUUUUCCUUAGAGAAGUUCUAUUCAUGGACAAAAUUGAUCAGUGUCUCAACAAGCACAUACUUUGUCUCCAUCGUUUUGCAUAGGACACUUGUACAUUUUGAAAAACUUGUGCUAAUGUUGCAGAUCUGCAGUAAUAUUUAAAAAAAGAAAGACUGUUAUUUUGAUA
Molecule: messenger RNA, 2161 nt
Organism: Daucus carota subsp. sativus
Lineage: Eukaryota; Viridiplantae; Streptophyta; Magnoliopsida; Apiales; Apiaceae
Product: aldehyde dehydrogenase 22A1
Exons: 14
Coding region: 164-1948 (594 amino acids)
Molecular function (GO): oxidoreductase activity, acting on the aldehyde or oxo group of donors, NAD or NADP as acceptor
Source: RefSeq, a predicted model, not a curated record